GACACUUGCCGUCAUGAAUUGUGCAAAUGACAUACAGCAAAUGUGUCCGUGUCUAUCGUCAGAAUUGAGAAAAAUCGCAAUAAAAAUUAUUAAAAACGUAUGAAGAAAAUUGCUAGUGUGAUCAUGAGAUAGUGCGAAUGAAAGAGACAGAUCGAUGUCAUUGGGAAAAAUGCAAAUUUUCUCAGAAUGAACAGAUCAGUUAUGGUGUACAAAUCAGCAAUCCGAAUUCAGUGUAAGGGUUCAAUAAUUCAUUUUUGUGUUCAGAAAUACGACGAUUCGAUGAUUUGCUGAAUUCUGUUUGAAAAUCAUUUGAAUGUGUGUUUUUUUCCGAAAACGGUAUGUGUCCUAGUUGAAUCGAACGAAGACAGUCGAAAAUACACAAAGACAUAUGCAAAUCAAUCAAUUAGCUGCGACGCAACAAAUACAUCGACGCAGCCACACAUAUACCGAAUCAGCAAUAAACGUCAAGUUGACGGCCGCUGUUUUGUUGUCAUCAUUCUGCGGUAUGAGCUAUGUGUUGCUAUGAACAGCAAUUGAACGAGCAAUAUUGAGCAAUUGAAUAAGCAAUACAAAAAGUCAAAGUGGGUCACGGAAAUUUCAGAACAAAGACGUUCAAGGUGCAUUUUGUGAGCAAAUUGACAUCGCAUCAAAAUGGCUGGUGAAAUCGUCCAACUGAGUGGAAUCACUCCCAAACUGGUUCAAGUCAUAUCAAAACCAGUGCGCAAGCGUGACAACGAUGAUUCGGAUCUGCCGAACAAACGACGCAAAUCGACCGACGACAAAAUUCCGGGAUGCAGCACCAAAAUUACCGAUGUGAUCGAUGACUGUUUGGAGGUCAUAUUCGGGCAUUUGCAGUUCAAAGAUCUCUCCUGUGCGGCGAUUGCCCAUGAACACUUUCGAGUCGCUGCUGGUUUGAUCUUCGGUCGCAAGUACGGGCAAAAGGAAAUUCGCCUGAUGUCCGACGGUAUCACUGUGUUCCACGACGACAAUCACAAGCACAGUGUCUAUCAUGGGUUCAGCGUGAAAAAGCCGUCGUACUACAUGGAAUUCCUGCAGAGUCUCGGCGGUCGCAUAUCAAAACUGAACAUUGGCCUGGGUAACGGUUUGUACAAAACCAUUGAGCCGACUUUGCUGAAAACCUGUGUGGAUUCAUUGGUCGAACUCACUUUGCAUUAUCCACAUCUGGGUCCAUCAAAACUGCUUGACGUAUUCGCCGGCAUCAAAAAGCCGUUCCCGAACGUGGUCAAACUCUGUCUGCACGGCUGCCACUUGAACAAACAGGCUUCACGAUUGGGUGUUUGGUUCCCUAAACUCCAACGUUUGACAAUCUUCGACAGCACAUUUGGCGAUGCAAAGCUCGUUGUGACCAAGUAUCCGCUGCUUGAACACUUUUCAGUGGGUGGCUGGAAGGACGAAAAUACUUUGACACAGUCACAGAUCUACGCAAUGCUUCGUUUGAAUCCGCAAAUCCAUAGUUUGGACAUUGGAUUGGCUGCUGAUGGUUAUGAGCUCGAUAUUUAUCGACGCAUCAACAAGAUUCUGCCUCAGCUGCAGAACCUGAAUUUGUGCUGGGAAAUGAACAGUUUCAAGCAACACGAUGGCAAAAAAGUCACAUUCAAAAACGUCAAGAGCCUGGUACUGGACUUCGGCUUCAAUUCAUUCAGCGGUGCACGAGUUUUGCCAUUGGUUUUCAGUCAAUUGACCGAGCUGGAGAUCAACAAUAUUCCACUGUUGACGGGUGAUUGGAUGGACUUCAUCGUCCAGCACAAAGCAUUGACGAAGUUGAGUGUGCUCCCAUUCAACGAAUAUGAGUUUUAUUUCGAUCGGCCCAACAAUCAAGAUCUGAUGCGAUUAGGUAAAGAGUUGAGCAAUCUCAACACUUUGACCAUUGAUGCUACCGAAAUUUCCACCAUCUGCCUGCUUCAGUUCAUGCAAAUGUCCAAAACACUGACUGAACUUCGAUUGCACUGGAACGAUUGCUAUGCAUUCACUUCAUUUCAUCAUGACCUUCUGCAACAUGGACCAGGCAUCUUUGCACAGAUUCGAGACCAUUGGCACAUUCCACCGAAGAUAACCAACCCAUUCGUACUCAAACGCAAGGCCGACUGAAUCGAUGUAGGAUUUGCAGAAUUUUCUAACAAUUUAAUCAUUCAAUGCAGUAAAUUGAAGAAAACAUUCACACGUUUGUUUCACAUUAGGCUAAAGAGACUUUUUUUUAGAGAGAAUAGUUUUUUUUACCCUUUUUUUCAUUUUUACAGAACAUAUUUGUAGCCACCAUUUUUUUCGUCGUGAAUUCAUACGAUUUUUUAUUGAUAGAUCGAUUCUUAUCAUAAAAACGCAACAUAAUCAAACAUUCAGAUUUUGACGAGUAGCAAAGUACAGUAUAUGUUAUUGAUUAGGGGACAAAGGAAUCUUUUCCUUAGGUUGAUACCUCUCACAUGGAAUCAAUUCACGCUUUGUAAUGAACAAUGAAAAUAAAUUUCAAAGAAA
This is a messenger RNA of Sitodiplosis mosellana (orange wheat blossom midge), 2490 nucleotides long. RefSeq lists its product as uncharacterized. The record is from RefSeq and is a predicted model, not a curated record. Lineage: Eukaryota; Metazoa; Arthropoda; Insecta; Diptera; Cecidomyiidae. The coding region runs from base 652 to 2109 and encodes 485 amino acids. The transcript has 3 exons.